AUGGAUACUUUCAGUAUCAUUCUCCGAACGGCACAGCCAACGUACCUGGGAGCCCAUGGUCUGCUCAUUCUGCCAGAACAUCUAGCCAUCGCCAAACUCAUUGCGCAGUUGGAGAGCAAUCGCGAAGAACAGCUCAAGGACCGCAUUCGCAAACUUUGCGCAUCGCUCGGCCAUUCAGACCAGAUUGCCAAAGCAGCCCUGGAGAACCUGGAGAUCCUACUAUAUAACCAUGACAUGAUUCUACACUCUGAUCUUCGCGUUGUUGGGACUAUCGCAUUCGUGUUGGCUCUCGAAGUUCAAGGCACAUUUAUGUCAUACAUCGACGCCUCCCCGCACUUUGACGCACCAGAAGAGCCCAGUGGUAGCUUCUGCCUCAAUAAGGCCCGCGGUAUCCUCACUGAUUUGGUGGCGGGUGACCAACUAGAAGUUUGCCUAGCAAAGUUAUCUCGCAAAUAUCGCAAGGACAAGAGCUACAAGAUGGCAACAGUCAGCGAGGUCGCGCGUCGCAUCCGAGUGCAUAUUUUGCUACAUUCCAGUUUUUUCAAGAAUCAGAAGCGACAUCUUUACAGCUACAUCAUCGCAGCGUACGUUCAGCAGGCCUUGUGGCAAUUUAGGCUCCGUAUCACGAUGGAGGAGGCUUGUGCAGCUAUGGAUCUUGACCAUGAGGAGCAAUUCGAGACGGCGCCCAGCAUCGAUGAGAGUCACAGCAAAGCUGGCUACGCUGAAGUGUGCAUACGUCGCUUUGCGGCGGGCAAAGACUGGAAAGUGCGUGUCGGUACUAAGAAGGAUGAAAUCAAGAAGGCACGGGAAACACGGACGAAGGCGGGCCAGCAAACAAAAGACAUGGUCGAUGCAAUGGGCGCGCUGUAG
Molecule: messenger RNA, 870 nt
Organism: Parastagonospora nodorum SN15
Lineage: Eukaryota; Fungi; Ascomycota; Dothideomycetes; Pleosporales; Phaeosphaeriaceae
Exons: 1
Coding region: 1-870 (289 amino acids)
Source: RefSeq, a predicted model, not a curated record